AUAAUAUAGUUUUCAGAGCGAAUAUUUAAAAAACAAUUAAUUAUGUAUCAAGAGUAUUUAUGUACAUGUUUAAACGGUUCAAGUUGCGUAAUUAUGAGAAAAAAUAAAUUCCCAGAUGAGUACCUACCUAUUAUUAUUAUUCAUAUAAGAUUUAUAACUUUUAUAAGUUUAAACAUACACUUUAUUCUCUGUACUUAAAAGUUACUAUAGUUUCAUAUUGUUUAAUAUAAUAACAACUAUAACAAGCUAUUAUAUAAUAUACCGAGUUAAAAUCUAUAAAAAAAAAUUACUAUAUUAAAGACAAAUUUAAAAUAAUAAUAAUAUGCAAAACAUCAUAAAUAUUUUUAACUUACCUUUUUUAUAUGUUUGUCUAAUUGGAGGUACAGUUUAUUGUUUAUGGUAUCUGGACAAAAAAAGAGUUUCGAGUCCGAAUUACCGCCGGGAUGUGGAGAAUGCUAGACAGUGCGCCGCCGAAUUGGCGAGAGCAAAGGCUGCACUCAAACCACGAUCGGCGAAAUUUCCCGAGCCCCAUGACCCGGCUGGAGUAUUAAGGUUUGCGCUAGGCAAAAUCAACCACGCCGAACAGUGCGCGGAGGUGGCGAUCGGUGACGGGGCUGAUGACAUGUGCUGCGGAUGCUGCAGAGGGGAGGAAGCCGAAAUGCUAGGCUGCGGAGAGGAGGCGGCCGAAAUUCUGGGCUGCAGGAGCUGCAGGGGUGAGGCGGCAGUGUGCAUCGCCGAAGCUCUAUACGUGUUGAGCUUUCAAGAGGCCAAUGUGAUGUUGGCGCAUGCCAAGCGCAUACUGCCGGUGAAAACUUACGGUCUGGUGUGCGACAAGUACGCCGAACUCAGGAAAAAUUACCGUCGAUAAUUAAUAUGUAAUGAAAAUGUCGCUGUAAAAGAAUAAUAAUAAUAUGUACACUGCCGAUAUUAUAUGCACUGCAUGAUGCCUUCUUUUCUAUAUUAUAUUAUGAAUAUAUUUUUACUCGGUAUUUGAAGUAGCUGUAAUUACCCUGCUACAUACUACAUACCGUUAAUAUAAUAAAUAAUAAUAAAUCGUUCCCAUAAUAUA
Molecule: messenger RNA, 1069 nt
Organism: Acyrthosiphon pisum (pea aphid)
Lineage: Eukaryota; Metazoa; Arthropoda; Insecta; Hemiptera; Aphididae
Exons: 2
Coding region: 323-868 (181 amino acids)
Source: RefSeq, a predicted model, not a curated record